AUGAGCCGCAUUCUAAAAAUGAGGAAUAAUGGGAGGCGGCAUGGAGGAAAUGAAUUUAUUAAUAAUAUUCCAAUGGCGAGGGAUGAAUUGGAUUGUAUGCCAUCGGCUUUAUCAAAACAAGAAGAACAACAAAAACAAAACCAGGAGAACGGUAAUACUCAACAAAAUCAACAGUGGCAACGACGUCUUUCUCCUUUAAAAAGGAGACCUUCCUUCUUUGGAAGAGCGGGGACUUCUUCAUCUUCUUCCUCCCCUCAAAGAAGACCAUCACCUGAGAGAAAAUGGUGGCCUCCACUAUUAUUGCCUUUGCUUUCAAAAUCUUCAACGACAAAUGGAAUCGAAAGAAUAGAUGAAAACGGAGCCAAUUCACUUCAAGAAGCGUGGGAAUCUUUAAAAAAUGGUGGUACAUCAAUGAGAAAGAGAAAUGGACAAAAUGAGGAAGACUUGGAUGAAUAUAAAGAGCAACAACUUCAGGACAAUAAAGGCCGAAAUGAAGAGUCAUUAAAUAGAAGAUUAUCUUCAACAUCUCUAAAACUGAAAAACAAAAACAAUUCUACAAAUAACAGCCAACAAAAAAGUGUCGUCAACACCUCUCCACCAUCAACUUUAAUAAAUAGUGAACUUCCUCCUAAAUGUACUACAUCUUCUAGCAGUUCAAAAACAUCAGAAAUGAAUGGACAUAAUAUCUCAAAACCGCAACCAAAACCAAGGCUAAAAUUAAAACAACCAGAAAAACAGGAAAAUCAGCAACAGGAUAAUAAAAUAAUGGAAGAAGAAGAUGAAGCAAUGUCAACUUCAAUUUUGGCUUCUGCUGCAUGGUAUAGAGACAGUAAAGGAAGAACCGGUUAUAGACCUCAAUCUGAUUCAGAACAAUCAACAUAUGGAUCUCGUGUUCAAAACAGUCCGGUUAAGAUGUUAUCAAACAAAACUCAAAGCCUUAUUGAUGCACAUUCUGUUUUACAAAAUGGAAAUAGUGAUAAAACAUAUUUCAACAAAAACAAUAAUUUUCCUCCACAAAUACUCAGACAUACUUCAACACAUCCAAAUACAUUAUUCGAUGACCAAAAUAUUUUUAAUCAUUAUGUAAAUUAUUCACAUUUCAAUAAUAUAAGAGGAGAACAUUCUUCUCCACCAAGAAUGUUAAGAAGAACAAAUAAAAGUAAAGAAUUAAUUAAAGAAGACAAAAAUGAUUUGAAUGAUUAUUUUAAUUUAAUUAAAGAAGAAAAUUUUAAAAAUAAAAAUAAUUUGAAUAUUUCACCAAUUGAAGAAAUGGAACGUUUAGCUGAACAAUUAAAAUGUUCAAGAAAUGGUUAUAAACAACAACAACAAUCUCAAAAAAUGGUUAAAUUUGCUGAAACUGUUGAAAUUAAUGAAAUUGAAAAAUUUGAAGGUAGCAGUACUUCAAGUAAUAAUUCGUGUUCGUCUUCUUCAUCUUCCUCAACAAUUUUUCAACCUGAUGAGAGUUUUGAGGAUGAUUUUAAUAUUUUAAAUGGGCAAAUAUUGGAAGAAGUUCCCCCAAGAAUUGAAGAAGGAAAGAAUAAUGAGAAAACAGAAAGACCAAUAAUGAAUGGAACAAGAGAAAGGCAAAGAGACGAAAGACGGUCUUCAACUUCUUCAUCGUCUAAAUUAAAAUCUCCAGAUGUAGGACAUGUUAUUGAGCAAUUCUUUAAUCAUUGUCAAUCACUUUCCUCGAUAAAUAAACAACCAAAACAACAACAAAAGAAUAAUGAUCAACAGCAACUACUUCUAUUUAAUGACAAAAAUGUUGAUACUUCCACUAAUAAUUCUACACCAAUUGAACAAAGAUCUUUUUAUGAUAAUUUGACUGAAGAAAAUGAAGAAGAACAAAAUAAUAAAAAACAAACAACAAAAAUAAUUAUUAAAAAUAGCGAAAAGGAACAAGAAGCUCAAUCAUCUUCUAGUAACAAUAAUUGGUUACAUACAAAAGCUAAAGUAAUUGCUCAACAAAAUUGUGGACCUUUAGAGUGGAGAAGAGAUGGAUCACCUCGUAGAAGAGUACAAAUGUUAAUAACUUGUGAUAAUGAUAAUAAUAUUCGAGAGGAAAAUUUGAAUUUGAGAUCUUCAAGUAUUCCUUUAAACUCAACCCAACGAAGAAAACAAGAAACAGUAAUAAUUCCUUCAACAGAACCUAAUAAUACAACAAAAUUGUCGCGCAUUCCUUUCAGCAAUAAUUAUGUAACAACUUCAACUUCUCUUGUUAAUAAUACCAUAACAAAGCAUUUACCCAGACAAAAUGUUCAUCAAAUAUUUGUUAAUGGAGGAGGAGAUUGUUCUGAAGUACAAAGAAAUAAAAAAAUUAAAAAUCAAUCUAUAAUUGUUAAAACAAAAAAUAGGCAAAAUUGGCCUUCAAAUUAUUAA
Molecule: messenger RNA, 2379 nt
Organism: Meloidogyne enterolobii
Lineage: Eukaryota; Metazoa; Nematoda; Chromadorea; Rhabditida; Meloidogynidae
Source: the annotation of a GenBank genome assembly